UCCAAUGGAAAAAUCAAGCAUACUUAUUAUUGUGAGAUGCUUAGAAUGAGACAUGAUUUUUAACCCGGAGGAAGAAUUGCUUCCGUCAGACGAUAAGCCUUUCAAUUUUUAUCAGAUUAGAUGAAAAUAUGCACAUGCACAUUUUUUACUCAUGAGCUAGACUACGAAGAAGAAGAGUCUCACGGGUUCCUAAAACAAAUUAUGGAUUAUCCCUAAAGUUGCUUCUAAAAUACGAAUGUUUUUUAUGCUCCGCACCCUUAAUUCAAUUUAACAUCAUAAAUCAAUCACAACCAUGCCACAACUAUAGUGAAUCAUAUUACGACUAUGUAUAGGACUACGUAUUACCGGCUAUGCAAAGCUACCAAUAUGAGUCAUUUGUAAUAUGAACUUAUGAACACAGUCACAAAAAAAUUAGUACUUAAUACUUAACCUAUUUAGAUUCUACACAAAUCCAUAUCAGUUUGUACGCACAACUUCUUAUCAUUUUUUCACUGCAUCAUUUUGCUAUUAAUGAUAGCGAUGAUGAUGGCCGGUCAAGUUGUGUUAUACGUAUCAUAAAAGAGUACAGGAUCCGCUACUAACACGUGAACGUGUUCACUCUUGAAUUGCUCCGAAACGGGUUUGAGUUUCGGUUCCAAAUUUUGAGCAUAACGACAUGUGAUUGUUGAUAAGGGCUGAGCAAAAAAUUAGCUCUCUAGAUUCAAAAAUGACCCUACCAUUGACCUUAGAGUAAGAGGGUACCAUAAAAACACUUUCCAAACUUAAUUUUUCGUACACAGACAUAAUUAACCACUUCAAAAUUCAAGGACAACAAGUUUCGAAAACAGGGAUACAUAAGGUACUGAUAAAUGAAGGUCAACAACGACAAGCUCGUACCAAAGGACAACCAUCAUGCCUCAAACCCGAGUCCGAAAAGUGCUAAUUCGGCCCGUGCUUAAGAAAAUUGACCUAUUGACCUCUAAGGGCAACUCACCACCCCAGAGAGCAGUGGCACGUCUAACCAAAGUGUCAUAGAUUAGGGUGCGACGAGCAAUUAAAAUUUUGCAGAAGCAAAAAAGAAGAAAAAUCCGAAUCCAUCAGCUGACUGAGAAGCAUAAACAAAAUCGUCGUCUGACCUGCAAAAAGUUUUAUAUAAAUUACCUAACAAAAGAUAAAAGUGACUUUUUAGUGUCGUUGGAUGAAGAAUUAUUUUCUUUAAAGAUACCAACGGUCAUAGAAAAAUUUACUAUACAACCAAAGAAGAAAAUAAUUCCAGAAGAUUGACCAUCCCGCACACGGAAAACUUUUGCAACAAGUUCAUGGUGGUUGGUGCAUUAUCUGGUCGUGGUGUCCUCCCACUUAUCAAAAUUCCACAAAAAGUGAAGGUAACUACGAAGUACUUCAUUGACUUUGUUUUAAAACCGCUUUUGGAGAUUCAUGUCCCAAAACCAUAUGGCAAGGACACAAAAAAAGUGAUAGUUCAUCACGACGCAGCGUCAUCACACACCGCCCUUUUGACCCAGGAUUACGCCAAGGACCUGAAAGCUAGACUCGGGAUAACAAUCAUCCAAAAUAGUGAAAUGCCUGUUAAGUCACUCUAUGUAAGUCCUAUGGAUUUAUUCGGCUUUGGAUAUCUGAAACAAAAUCUUUUCUCCGCCACCCAAAAACAUUUGACGGAGUUUGGAAAGUUAUGGGAGACGAGUGGUCUAAAGUUGACUUCGCCAUGGUCAAAUCAGUGUACAGAAGUUGAAAUCGCCGAUGCCGAUUUGUAGCUCGAGAAAAGGGCUUUCACAUAAAAAAUGUUCGGGACCUAAACUCCAAGCCGUUCAACCAGUAAUUGAAGGUCAAAAACGUUCACGUGUUAGUGGCGGAGCCUCCGUAUAUGAUUUUUAACUCAUUUCAUCAGCUCCAUCCAUACGUAUUAUAUGUGUAAAUAUAGCAAUAGUGUUAUUUAUUUCGUACUCACAGCUUAGUUUACUGCGUUCCACUAACCAUUCUAGUUGAUUGCUAAUAAAUAUCGCCAUUUUUUGUUAUGCACAGAAAGAUUCCAUGCAAUCAUAACGAAGAAGUGUUGCCUACUGUGCUCUUUCUUAGAGAAAAUUCAUGAUAGCUGCAUGGAUAGAGUUUGGAGAAAAGUAUUUUCAAGUGUUGGUAGUCUCAUCCCCAAAAAGCAGGUGUGCAGAAGGAUGUCAACGUCUGAAGCUACACAAAAUCUUCAAGCUGAAGAUGUUGGGUUAUCAUAUUCUGAUGCCAUCAUCAAACUCAAUUCCUUGCAAUCAAAUGCCCAAAUUAGGGCUAAACUUGCGUGUGAAAGGGAUUCGAGAAAGUUGAAGAGCCUCCCAGAAAUGACCAUGUUUUUGGAGACGAUCGGUAUUUCCAAGACUGACCUGGAAUCCUUAAACACGAUUCACGUGACAGGGACCAAGGGCAAGGGAAUGACGUGCGCUUUCACCGAGUCCAUGCUUCGAAAGGCUGGACUUCGUACAGGAUUUUACUCUUCUCCCCAUUUGGUUGUCGUCCGAGAAAGAAUUCGAAUCAACGGGACUCCGAUUUCUCCAGAGAAAUUUGCAAAGUACUUUUUCCCAGUGUACAACAGCCUCCACGCUUGGCAGAUGAAAUACCCAGAGUUUCAGAUGCCACCCUACUUUCGCUUUAUCACUUGUAUGGCAUUUUACGCAUUCCUGAAGGAGAAAGUUGAUGUUGCAAUAUUUGAAGUGGGCAUUGGAGGGCGAUAUGAUUGUACAAAUGUUAUUCCAAAUCCCACUGUGGUGGGAAUUACUUCACUUGGACUGGAACAUCAGUCCAUGCUUGGUAACACGUUGGAAGAGAUUGCCUGGAACAAAGUGGGGAUCAUGAAAGCAAAUUGCCCUGCUUUCACCGUAGACAACCAUCCUAGUGAUAUUUUGAAAUUGAUGCAAGAUUACGCUAUACAAGUUAAUUGUCCCUUUGCUGUGGUUCCGAAAAUGUGCGAAUUGUCAAAGAAAGUUCAGCUAGGUGUAGAUGACGGAAAUGUGUCUGAAUUGAACUCUGCCUUGGCAGUUCAGCUAACAACCUCAUUUCUUAAGCAAAAGUUUCCCGAAAAACUACAUCUUUGUGAAUCAGAAAAAGAAAUACCUUUCUUCCAAUGUUCCAAAUUACUCUCUCCUGCUCACAUUUCAGGUUUAGAAUCCACUCGGUGGCUGGGAAGAUUUCAGAGGAUUCCGAAAUCCAAUUUUCUCCAGUACUAUCUGGAUGGUGCACAUACGCCAGCAAGUUUAUGCAUCGCAUUGGAAUGGUUCACGAAUGUGUCUAGCAAAAGUUCUUGCCAUGUUUUGAUAUUUAAUGUAACUGGCGAGCGUGCCUCGGAUCUUGUCAUUCCCUUCGCUCAAUCCAAUAUAUUCCAAUUGGCCAUUUUUUGUCCAGUUGUCCGUCGCGGAACAACUCCGGAUCGUGAUAACUGGAAUGUGUUGAAUGUAUCUCGUGAGACAGAUCUCAUCAGUGUAUGCAAGAAACAUGCCGAAGAAUGGAACUCGGUCAAUUCAUGUGCGUCCUUAAUUUUGGACAGCACCGAUGCAGCAAUCGACUUUGUAAACGGCCUGUCCAACCAAACCACGAAGGCUCACCACUUGGAACUUUUCACUAGUAAUAAACAGAACGUAUCCGAAACUGUGGAGGUACUAGUGACUGGAUCCCUACAUCUCGUAGGAAACGUAUUAUCUAUUCUUGUACCAUCGAUGAACGAUGAAUAAAAAAUGCUCAUUAGCUUAUUUUACUAAUA
Molecule: messenger RNA, 3736 nt
Organism: Folsomia candida
Lineage: Eukaryota; Metazoa; Arthropoda; Collembola; Entomobryomorpha; Isotomidae
Product: folylpolyglutamate synthase, mitochondrial
Exons: 9
Coding region: 2094-3707 (537 amino acids)
Biological process (GO): tetrahydrofolylpolyglutamate biosynthetic process
Cellular component (GO): cytosol; mitochondrion; cytoplasm
Molecular function (GO): tetrahydrofolylpolyglutamate synthase activity; ATP binding
Source: RefSeq, a predicted model, not a curated record